AUGGAGAAAGACAUGGAGAAAGCAACGUCCAGCCCCGUCGUGCAAGACAUUGCCGAGGGCCAGGCUGAACCGAACCAAUCCCUCAAGCAUCCCAUCCUCCAAAAACUCGCCUCAUGGGGCGUCGAAUUGCACGGCGUUACUCCGGUGGCCGUGGAAGAGAGGACCAACACCCGCUACAUCAAUAUUUUCUUCGUCUGGUUCACAAUGAGCAUCAACCUACUCCCCAUCGUUACAGGCAUGGUGGGAACCUUGAGCUUCGGUCUUAGUCUGCGCGACACGUCUCUGCUCAUCAUCUUCUUCAGUCUCUUUUGCACCAUCUUCCCAGCAUAUUUCUGUACACUGGGUGCAAGGACUGGGUUGCGGCAGAUGCUUCAUGCACGGUAUACGUUUGGCUACUAUCUCGUCUCCAUUAUCGUGCUUCUCAACCUCGCAACUAUCGGCGGGUUUGGAGUGAUUGACGCCGUCGUUGGCGGUUCAACGCUGUCCGCAGUAUCGAACGGCAACAUGAAUGCCACCGCAGGCAUUGUCAUUAUCGCUGUGCUCGCCCUAGUGGUCUCUUUCGCCGGAUACAAAGCUCUCCAUCAAUAUGAACGCUACGCCUGGCUGCCGGCAUUGAUCGCCAUCGUAAUUGCCACUGGAUGCGGUGGCAAGCAUCUCUCCAACCAGGUGGAGACGGCGUCUCCCACGGCGGCAACAGUCAUCUCUUUUGGAGGGGUUAUCGCUGGCUACAUGAUUCCCUGGGCGGCAAUGGCAUCUGAUUUUGCAGUUUACUGCCAUCCCAGCGUCACAACGGCACGAAUCUUCUGGUAUUCUUACGCCGGCCUGCUUGUCCCCAGCAUUCCUUUGAUGAUCCUUGGGGCAGCGAUCGGCGGAGCUGUUCCCAAUGUACCCUCAUGGAGCGAGGGUUAUGACAAGUAUUCUGCAGGCGGUGUGCUCGAGGCCAUGCUCAUGCCAGCUGGAGGCUUUGGCAAAUUCGUCGCCGUCAUCCUGUCUUUCUCACUGCUUGGGAACAUUGCGGCAGCGGUGUACUCGGUCACGCUGAACUGCCAACUCCUCAUGCCCUUUUUGGUCCGUGUUCCACGCGCCGCGUUCGCCAUCGUCUACACGGCGGUUUGCAUUCCGCUGUCGAUUUACGCGGCCAAAAACUUCUUUGCGAGUCUCGAGAACUUUAUCUAUGUCAUCGCAUACUGGUCGGCGGAUUUUGUCUCAGUGGUUGGCGUGGAGCAUUUUGUUUUCCGCAAGGCCGACUGCACGACUUACGACCAUGCCAUCUGGGAUGUUCCUAGCAAGCUCCCUUCCGGAAUACCUGCAAUAGGUGCCAUUUGCCUUUCAUUUGGGCUCAUUAUUCCGUGUAUGGGACAGGUAUGGUAUACUGGCCCUCUCGCAGAGAAGUCUGGUGAUAUUGGGUUUGAAGUAGGGUUGUGUCUCAGCGCUGUCCUGUACAUUCCGUUUCGGUGGGCGGAAAUCCGGUAUCGCAAGCAGUUGUGA
Molecule: messenger RNA, 1488 nt
Organism: Capronia coronata CBS 617.96
Lineage: Eukaryota; Fungi; Ascomycota; Eurotiomycetes; Chaetothyriales; Herpotrichiellaceae
Product: NCS1 family nucleobase:cation symporter-1
Exons: 4
Coding region: 1-1488 (495 amino acids)
Biological process (GO): transmembrane transport
Cellular component (GO): plasma membrane
Molecular function (GO): transmembrane transporter activity
Source: RefSeq, a predicted model, not a curated record